GGGAUCAUCCUUUUCUCCAGCCUGCCAGGCCUCAUGAACCGGAUUUGACGUCGUUCUCGGCGAGUCAAUGCCGCGGCCCGUAGUGGGAAGAGGAGCUCCAACCAGCUGGAAAGCUGAUCCUUCCAAGGCCAAUUCCCGGACCUGAAACUCUGUCUGCCCCGCACCGACUGGCGGGGAGACAACAAGAAAGUGCCCUCUAGUACGAGUACUCGAUGUACAUAUAGCCACUCACUGGUCCAUCUGCGACCUUCCACUCCCUCUUCUUCCUUAGCCGUACCACACAAGACACAGAAAGUACAAACACGACAGCAAGCACAACGAGCAAGUCAACCCAGUCCAACACCGCGACAAUGACAGUCCACGCAACAGUUCUCUACCCCAAUGAAGCCGACACCAAGUUCGACAUGGACUACUACCUAAACAAGCACAUGCCGCUUGUUAUGGAGAAGUUCGGCAAGCACGGCCUCAAAGGGUACCAAGUGACCGAGUACAAGCCCGGCGAUGACGGGGCUAAACCUCCUUACUGCACCGGAUGCACUUUGAUUUGGGACGAAGCCGACCAUCUCAAGGCCGCCCUGACCUCCGAGGAAGCCGGGCCAGUUUUCGGCGACAUCACGAAUUUCUCGAACAAGCAGCCCGUCUUUCUGGGCGGUGAGGUCGUGGGACAAAAGUAAGCACACAAAUGCAGAUGAACUAUGGCCAAGAGCAGCGGAAGAACAUAGCCAGUGGCAGAACAUGAUGCAAGAACACACAAUAUUUCAUAUCUCUAACC
Molecule: messenger RNA, 772 nt
Organism: Exophiala viscosa
Lineage: Eukaryota; Fungi; Ascomycota; Eurotiomycetes; Chaetothyriales; Herpotrichiellaceae
Exons: 2
Coding region: 351-674 (107 amino acids)
Molecular function (GO): oxidoreductase activity
Source: RefSeq, a predicted model, not a curated record